Uranotaenia lowii is the source of this 2776-nucleotide messenger RNA. RefSeq names its product serine/threonine-protein phosphatase 4 catalytic subunit (gene Pp4-19C). Gene Ontology annotation, cellular component: nucleus; cytoplasm. Gene Ontology annotation, molecular function: protein serine/threonine phosphatase activity. The transcript is spliced from 4 exons. Gene Ontology annotation, biological process: peptidyl-serine dephosphorylation; double-strand break repair via homologous recombination. The record is from RefSeq and is a predicted model, not a curated record. The coding region runs from base 643 to 1566 and encodes 307 amino acids. Lineage: Eukaryota; Metazoa; Arthropoda; Insecta; Diptera; Culicidae.
GUGUACCGAGUCGGAGGAGAAACGCGACAUCCAAGCGAAGACGUCUCUUCAGUUGAUUGAAGAUUUCGCGGCAGCCAGGCAAAAAAGAGUCCAUUGAAGCGUAUAAAAGUGAUUGUGGUAUACAGUAAAUAUUACAAUUCGGUCUGUUCUUGGCGCUCCGUAAAUCAAACGCGAAAAGUGCACCCAGAUUUCCGGUUCUCGUUUUCCGCUUGUGUGUAAAAAUUACUGUAUUGGUUUUUCCUCGGAAGUAACAGGAAAUCGGCUUUACUCUGCUCGGCCGUUCAGCGAACAAGAAAUCGGGAGAAAGAAGAAACCAUCAUCUUCCACACGCACACAAAGCCACCGACAAUUUCCAGCCAGCAAGAUUUUAACACUUCUUGGUAGCAAAGAAAGAAAAACCUGUACAGAAACGAAGCAUCAAGAGGGAAACUGAAAUCAGCACACAGUCGGUGGCCUCUCGUAAAACAAGGAUCAAUCAACUCACACCAAUUUCGCUCGCUGUUAAGGACAUUUUACGCUUAACGAACGCUUCCCAGCCAGCCAAGAAAUCUAAAGAAGAAAGCCGGUAGCUUGCGAUUCAUCGGAUUCAAGAAAAAUCGAUCGAAUCCAUAAAACAACAACCCCUUUCCACAUCACACAGCGAUGCCCGAUUAUAGCGAUCUAGAUCGCCAAAUCGAACAGCUGAAGCGAUGUGAGAUCAUCAAGGAGAACGAGGUGAAGGCACUCUGCGCCAAGGCACGGGAAAUUCUGGUCGAGGAGGGCAAUGUGCAGCGGGUUGAUUCGCCGGUGACGGUUUGCGGCGAUAUCCACGGUCAAUUUUACGAUCUUAAAGAACUGUUCAAGGUCGGCGGAGAUGUACCGGAAACGAACUAUCUGUUCAUGGGUGACUUCGUAGACCGGGGAUACUACAGUGUCGAAACCUUCCUGCUUCUGCUGGCUCUCAAGGUGCGCUACCCGGACCGCAUUACGCUGAUCCGGGGCAACCACGAAUCACGCCAAAUCACCCAGGUCUACGGGUUCUACGACGAAUGCCUGCGUAAGUAUGGCUCGGUAACGGUCUGGCGCUACUGCACCGAAAUCUUCGACUACCUCUCGCUUUCGGCGAUCAUCGAUGGCAAAAUUUUCUGCGUACACGGUGGUCUGUCCCCUUCCAUUCAGUAUUUGGACCAGAUCCGGUCGAUCGAUCGUAAACAGGAAGUGCCCCACGAUGGGCCUAUGUGCGAUCUGCUGUGGAGUGAUCCCGAAGAUACACACGGCUGGGGUGUUUCGCCGCGAGGGGCUGGUUAUCUGUUUGGCUCAGAUGUGGUUUCGCAGUUCAAUGCGGCCAAUGACAUCGAUAUGAUCUGUCGAGCACAUCAACUGGUUAUGGAAGGAUACAAGUGGCACUUUAAUGAAACUGUUCUGACCGUUUGGUCUGCACCCAACUAUUGCUACCGAUGUGGAAAUGUGGCCGCAAUCUUAGAACUGAAUGAAAACUUACAACGUGACUUCACCAUCUUCGAGGCUGCGCCACAGGAAAGUCGCGGUAUCCCGUCGAAAAAACCUCAGGCCGAUUACUUUUUAUAAAACCCGAUCGAAACCUGUGUGGUAUGCUUCAUUUGUAUCUUAAAAGGCAUCUCUGACGAGUGCGGCUCAAUUUCCUUCUAUCUCCGAAUGACCGACCGAUCGACCGUGCACAACUUACUUAACGACGCAAAUGUGAACCUCACUGAGCUAAACAGUAAUCUAGCAUCCCCUUUGCCAAUGUUACCCUAUUCCUUCUGUUCCUGUAUGUGUUCUUAACUCCGCCUCUUUUAGAUGUCCAUGCCUAUCUGUUUUACUUCCCGAUUAUCAACUGAGCCACUCACUUUUCGAAUGUUUAAAGUUAUGUAUGUAUUUUCUUAAAUAUGAUUACCUGACUUUCUAGAAGCCUCAACUAAACUUUUUCAUUUGAGAUCAAACCGACAGUUUAUACUCAAUAAGACAAAAUAAAUAGUGAAUCACAACUCCACAUCAUCAAAUGGAGAGGUUAUAGGCUCAACCCUUACAACAACAAAACUAAAUCUACUGGAAAAUCAGAAUGGAAGUUUUUUUUUAUUGUAAAAAUAGUAGACUGCCCAUAAUUUAUAAAACAAAUGCAGUUGAGCAUUACGUGAAGUAAAAAAAACAUUUUGCUAGCGAAGACAUUGAAAAACAAGUGGUAGUAUUUACAAUAUCAACAUAAGGUUAAGAUAAAAUAUAUAUCAAGUAAAGAAAGAAAACAAGCGCUACUAAGAAUAAUAGCAACCGAACCGAACAAAAUCACAAUAACGAUUGUUUUGCAGCGAUGUCAACACGUUUUCCGAUUAUGCAGCAUCCAUUCUACUGAAUAGCCCCACCACCCCACUAAAAAAAAUAUGAAAAACGGGGGAGUUGCAAAAAACGACCGAAGCAAACUUAUUCAUCCGAUGUGCCUGUGUAAUAUCGUCUUCAACGCUUUGUUUCGGAGGGCAAAUCUAAUUUAUGGAAUCUAGAAUAGUGGAAGCUGACACAGGCAUCAAUUAAAUCGCCGUCACCUAGCUGGAAGAGUUUGCAACAACAACAAAAAAAGUACCAGAGACCGUUUCAGGAUCUGUCGGUGAACUAUGAAAAUCAUUAUUUAGUGUAAAUCGUAAUCACCACUUGCAACCGUUUAGAGAAGGACAGAGAUAUUAAUGGGUAAUGUUUGAAAAAAAAAACACAAACCUACAAACACAUCUUCUAUAGAUUAUAACGUAAAGUGAUAAAAAUAAUAAUUCUUAUAUAUAAGAGACAUAAA